Messenger RNA from Vigna radiata var. radiata (mung bean), 655 nucleotides. Its product is annotated as myb-related protein 305-like. The coding region runs from base 47 to 655 and encodes 202 amino acids. Gene Ontology annotation, biological process: regulation of DNA-templated transcription. The transcript is spliced from 3 exons. The record is from RefSeq and is a predicted model, not a curated record. Lineage: Eukaryota; Viridiplantae; Streptophyta; Magnoliopsida; Fabales; Fabaceae. Gene Ontology annotation, cellular component: nucleus. Gene Ontology annotation, molecular function: sequence-specific DNA binding; DNA-binding transcription factor activity.
CCCUCUUCCCCACCCCAUCUUUCUCUCUAUCACAAACAAAAAAAAAAUGGAUAAAAAACAGUGCAAUACGUCUCAAGAUCCUGAAGUGAGAAAAGGGCCAUGGACAAUGGAAGAAGAUUUGAUCUUGAUCAACUAUAUUUCGAACCAUGGGGAAGGUGUUUGGAACUCUUUGGCCAAAGCUGCUGGUCUUAAACGUACUGGAAAGAGUUGCCGACUUAGGUGGCUAAACUAUCUCCGUCCUGAUGUUAGAAGAGGGAAUAUUACACCCGAGGAACAACUUUUGAUCAUGGAGCUUCACGCAAAGUGGGGAAACAGGUGGUCAAAAAUUGCCAAGCAUCUACCAGGAAGGACUGAUAAUGAGAUAAAAAACUACUGGAGGACCAGGAUUCAGAAGCACAUCAAGCAAGCCGAGAACUCUCAGCAACAGAGUAAUUCUAAUUCUGAGAUAAAUGACCAUCAAGCUAGCACUAGCCAAGUGUCCACCAUGGCUGAGCCCAUGGAGACCUACUCUUCACCCUGUUACCAAGGAAUGUUAGAGCCAUUUUCUACUCAGAUUCCCAAUAUUCCAGAUCAAUCCAGUUGUUGUACCAAUGAAAACAACAAUUAUUGGAGCAUGGAGGAUAUCUGGUCAAUGCAGUUACUGAACGGGGAUUAA